AUGGAAGCUCAAUUAGUGGAGGAUCCUAGCAUUACCCAUUCUAUGGAGAAGACAGCUGGAAUUUCAAAAAAGUUACCAAGUUCAAUCCCAAAGAAUUUGGCUGACAAGGGGAAGAAGAUUGUACAUCGCAAUGCAUUUGCUUUGUUGGAGGAUCUAACGGAGGAAGUUCCCUAUGACCCCACUGAAUUAAUGUUGGAUUUUGACUCAUGCAACGUCUUUUUAGGGAAGGAUUUCGAGUGUGAGCAAGAUAUUGGAGAUCCCCCAUAUAAAGAAGGUGAGGAGGAGGGGGAAUUGGUGCCUCAAUCAAUUAUUCUUCACAGCCAUGUAAGGAAAGAGAUUGAUGUAACGGCUGGAGGUGAUUUGGUUGAGAUUGAUAAUCCCACCUUUGCCCAUAAUAAGGAAGGGUAUGUGGCAGUUGGGGAGGGAGAGGAGGAUAUGAUUAUGGCAAGAGAUAAUGCGGCAGCACCUACUUUGGAAACUACAGAUUGGGGGGGCCCUAUUAGGGAAUCCUUAUUGCAAAUCCUAGAGGAUGGUGACAAAGCUAAUGGAGAACAAUCUAAUCUGAAAGAGACAUCCACCAAGGGAAAGAAAAUUUCGGGCAGCACUAUUCCAAGGGGUCCACUUUUAGAAGGUGGACGUUCUAAAGGCUACUAUUCAAUUGAUCCACAUGAGGAUUUCUGUUAUUGGGACUUCUUUGUCCUUCCUUUGUCUUCUGCUGUAUAUGCGCUAAAUUCUCUUGAAGGUCGAAUGGAACUUUGGAGGGAGAUAAGCGGCAUUGCUUCAGGAGUUGUUGAACCUUGGGCUGUUAUGGGAGAUUUCAAUACGGUUAGACACCAAAAUGAGAAGAUGGGAGGGGAUGCUAUCCAUCAGGGGGUGGUUGAUGAAUUUAAUUCCUGCAUCUUCAAUUCGGGCCUGGCUGACUUGAAAUGGAGAGGGGAGUUUUUCACUUGGAAUAAUAACCAAAGUGGUACUCGUAGAAUCUGCUGCAAAUUAGAUCGAGUCCUUGUUAAUAGUGCUUGGCUGGACAAGUUACGUUUCUCGGAAGCGAACUUCCUAUGCCCGGAAUAUCCUGACCAUAGCCCGAUUGCUCUCAAUAUUUUGGACAAUCUCAACUCUGGGCCUAAGCCGUUCAGGUUUUUUGAUGCUUGGACUCACCACAAGGACUAUGAUGAAGUGGUAAAAAGGGGCUGGUUGAAGGCUAUAAAUGUCAACUUAAACCCCUUCUUGAGAUUUGCUGCAAAGUUAAAGAAUGUAAAAUCUGAGCUUAAAUGUUGGAAUAAGGAGAGUAUCGGAGAUGUCUUCAAAAAUGUUAAGGAUGCAGAACAUGAUCUUGGCCGAAUUCAGUAUGACCUUUCUCUUUAUCCCCUUGAUGAUUCCCUUGUUGUAUUGGAGAAGGAAGCUAAAGGCAAGUUGUGGGCUGCGCUGCAAAUGGAAGAAAGGUUUCUUAAGGAGAAAUCUAGGGUUAGGUGGCCAGGGCCCGAUGGUUUCGGGGCUGGCUUUUACAAGCACUCGUGGGAGGUCAUUGGUGAGGAGCUAACACAUGCUGUCCAAUGGUUCUUUGCAAACUCCUUCAUGCCCCGUUCUAUUAAUGCAACCUUUAUUACUUUGGUUCCGAAGUCUGGGGAUGUCUCCACUUUUGCGGGGUUUCGGCCAAUUGCUUUAUGCAAUCUCCUAUACAAGAUUAUUACUAAAAUCCUCUCCAAUAGGAUCCAGCAUGUUAUUGGGAGUGUGGUCAGCCAUAAUCAGUCAGCUUUCAUCAAGGGCAGGUCUAUUGUUGACAAUAUUCUUGUUUGCCAUGAUAUUGUGCGAGGUAUCGAACAAAAAGCUGCCAGCCCUACUGCAGUUUUGAAGGUGGAUCUUCACAAGGCCUACGACUCUCUAAGUAGGAAAUUUUUGUUUGAUGUGAUGGGAAGAAUGGGAUUCUCUGAUAAGUUCAUAGGCCCGGCUGGUUUCUUCAAUGGAGCGAGAGGGAUUAGACAAGGGGAUCCACUGUCCCCCUAUCUGUUCACCCUUGCUAUGGAGGCCUUCACUGGAAUUAUGCGAAGGCUUGAGAUUGAUGGUCAGAUUAAGCUGCUGCCCCGCUGUAAAUCAUUUCACCUUUCACACCUCAUUUUUGCAGAUGAUCUUAUGAUUUUUGUGAAGGGGAACCGCGAUUCUAUUUUAGCUAGUUUGGGGGGUCUGGAUGAGUUUGCUGCCCUCUCCGGGCUUCAACUUAACAGAUCUAAGUCCUCUAUUAUUUUAGGGGGCCUUACCCAAACUAGUAGUCUGGAACUUUUGGAUUUAACGGGUUUUUCGGAAACCAAGCUGCCUAUUAGGUACCUUGGAGUUCCUCUUGUGUCCGGCAGGUUAUCCAUGAAAGAUUGCAGCCCCAUCUUGGACUUGGUUCGUCGAAAGUUGGAAGGGUGGAAGGCUAGAUUCCUCUCUUAUGCUGGUCGUCUUCAACUCUUAGCUUCAGUUCUUCAAGGAAGUUACAUUUACUGGGCAGGGAUUUUCGGCCUUCCUGGUAAUGUUAUCACCAAGCUGGAGUCUAUGUUCUCUAACUUCCUUUGGUCAGGUCCCUCUCUUCAAAGGAAGACCCACUUUAUUUCUUGGGAUGCGAUCUGUAAACCAAAAUCAGAGGGAGGUUUGGGAAUCAAGCGGAUCAAAGACAUGAACAUUGCUGGAAUUAUGAAGCAAAUUUGGUGGAUUGCCUCCAAGCAGGAUCGGCUUUGGGUUAAGUGGGUUCAGCAAAGAUACCUAAAGCAAGAGUCUCUUUGGACAGUCAAGGGUCUCAACAACUGCUCCUGGGUCUGGCGUAAAGUUUUGAAGUAUAGGGACAAAGCCCUUCCCCUUAUCAAAACUAUCAUUGGGGAUGGGGCUGCUACAAAGCUUUGGCUUGAUAAUUGGCACCCAUUUGGAGUUCUCUUGAAUAGAUUUGGUAGCAGGAUAUGCUACGACGCAGGCUCCUACUCUCUUGCUGCCCGACAUGCGUGUGUCAAGGAGAUUGUGCGUGAUGGAGAUUGGUACCCUGGCCCCUCUACAUCUUUUAACCUCAUUGAUAUAUGGAGGGCCCUUCCAACCAUUGAAAAAUUUCACGAUGAGGUUCCGGAUUUGACAGUUUGGAUUGGCAACUCUUCGGGUAAUUUCACUUCCAAAUCAGCUUGGAAUGCUGUCCGCACAAGAACUGCCCGUGAUUGGAGUGAAGCUGUUUGGUUUGAAAGGGGAUUAAUUCCCAUUGCUUUAUAG
This is a messenger RNA of Telopea speciosissima, 3225 nucleotides long. RefSeq lists its product as uncharacterized. The record is from RefSeq and is a predicted model, not a curated record. The transcript is spliced from 3 exons. Lineage: Eukaryota; Viridiplantae; Streptophyta; Magnoliopsida; Proteales; Proteaceae. Bases 1 to 3225 code for a protein of 1074 amino acids.